Messenger RNA from Rhizoctonia solani, 1326 nucleotides. Its product is annotated as RNA recognition motif protein. The coding region runs from base 1 to 1326 and encodes 441 amino acids. Gene Ontology annotation, molecular function: RNA binding. NCBI's taxonomy places the organism in Eukaryota, Fungi, Basidiomycota, Agaricomycetes, Cantharellales, Ceratobasidiaceae. The record is from RefSeq and is a predicted model, not a curated record. The transcript has 4 exons.
AUGGCCAAACCGGCUACAUUCCCAUCUGCCAAGUUAAAAAGGUCGGACGCUCAAAAUGCCACGGAAAUUGAAUCUACAAUCGUUGAGGCUAUUCCAUCGGACUCCCACGAAGCUAUCCGCGGUGAAUCGGAUGUUGAGAAUGAAGCCAACGACGAGCCCGGGCCAGAGGUAGAAGUGCUAUCCCAUGCGGCUCAACGAAAGGCCAAAAAGCGGAAGCUGAAGGAGUCCCAAAACAUCACUGAUGGAGAGGCCAUAAACACGAAACGGCAUGCAAAAUCGCAGACUCAGCCAAAUGAUAAACCGGAUCUACCCCCUCGUCAAAAUUCAGUUUGGGUCGGCAAUCUUAGCUUCAAGACUACCGAAUCUCAAUUGAAAUCAUUCUUUGCUGACGCUGGAGAAGUAUCUCGCAUACAUAUGCCCAAGAAAAUCGACGUUGGUCAAGGACGGGGGAUGAGAGGAGAGAACCGAGGAUUUGCCUAUGUUGACUUUACUACUCCAGAGGCCCAGACUAUUGCUAUUACAUUAUCGGAGAAGAAUUUAGAUGGGCGUAGGCUAUUGAUUAAGAAGGGUGACGAUUUUGCUGGUCGACCAAGCGUACCAAAAACCGAAGGCGGCUCCGCAGGAGAAGAAGAAGAAAAGGCACCUGCUAAACCAACGCCGAAUACUCACUCUAAGACAGCCCAGAAGAUCCUUGCAGCGCAGAAGCAGCCAGCAGCACAGACAUUAUUCAUGGGCAACUUGCCCUUCGAGACCAAAGAAGAUGAUAUUAGACAGAUGAUUGAGGGACAUGGCCUUCCCAGUGACCUGGAAGAGCAAUUCAAGAAGGAUGGAGCUGCAAAAAAUCCAGGCGGAAAACCUCAGAGGUGGCUCAAGAAGAUACGUAUGGGCACGUUCGAAGACAGUGGCCUGUGUAAAGGAUGGGCAUUCCUUGAUUUUCUCAACACUGCAUAUGCAACAGCCGUCCUAGUCAACCCUCGGAACCACCAUUUCAAUGGACGUAAACUUGUUCUUGAGUACGGAUCCCCUGAUGCAGUUCGGCGAGGAGGUGGUGGUCCACGACCAAAUAAACGCAAUAUGGAGAAAGAAGAAGCAAAAGAAACCCCGAGAGCAGCCAAGAAGCGUAAGUUUGCAGAGUCCAACGCGGAAAAUCCCGAUGAAAAGGAGGGGGUGGUUGAAUCCCCUCAAAGACCCAAGUCCAAAGGAGAUGACCAGUACGUGCGUGCCAAAGACGGUCGGUUGCGACCGAAACCUGGUGCAGCACUUGCAAUGGCUAAGAAAGAGACGGUUGCAAUUGUUCCCAGUACAGGGAAGAGGACGGUGUUUUGA